Molecule: messenger RNA, 1725 nt
Organism: Yamadazyma jaroonii
Lineage: Eukaryota; Fungi; Ascomycota; Pichiomycetes; Serinales; Debaryomycetaceae
Source: the annotation of a GenBank genome assembly
AUGGCAGAUGAGGUGAAACCUGUAACGAUAGAUUCUACCGCCACUGGACCUAUUGGUCCCAUAGAAAUAGUGGAGUCUGAUAACAAUGGUGGAAAUCAAGUUAAUAAUCAAACCCCUAUCGUUGAAACCAUCACAAAUGAACCACGAACUAGACUAAUAGUUAUAUAUGAUGGAACCAGAUAUCAGUACACACAAAUCCAAAUUGAAGAUUUGAAAGGUCAACACACGGAAAUCACCGAACUCAAUGAUAUACAGAAAGACAAAGAUUACUAUUAUUUGAAUUUAUGUAUCGAAUAUAAUGAAGAUUUCGAAACCAUACUAAGAUCAUAUAGUGAGCUAGUCAAUGAUGAACCAUGGAUCAAUAAAUUCAAAGAAAUCGGAUUCCACAUAACGUUUGAUUCCAAUAAACAAUCAUGGAAUGAGUUUGAAACGGAAAAAACGGAAUAUUUCACAUUAAUCGAUAACUUGAAGAAGGUCAAAUCUAAAGUAACUCAAAUAUCUAUCAUAGAUAAGUAUGAUAUCAGUGUAGCAUCUUAUGAUAAUGAAGAAUCACAGAAAUUACUAGAAGAAAUACAACAAGAUAUAGAACCGUGGGAUAAUUUGGAGAUCCUUGAUUAUGGGAAUAACCACAUGAUGUCUUUAAAAGGAGUCAAGUUUCCGGAAAAAUUAGGAAUUUUGAACAUUGGAGGAGGUUCUUUGAAUAAUUUGGAAGAUAUACAAUUCCCCAGUAACCUUACAUCGUUGAUAUGUAAUAAUAAUAUGAUCACAUCCAUAGAUAAUGUGAAAUUUCCCCAAAGUUUAAAGACAUUAAACCUUCAAGGGAACCAUUUAUACUUUUUAAAUUAUGUGGAUUGGCCCAAAAACCUUGAACAUCUUGAUAUUUCCAAUAAUAGAAUCGAUAAUAUAAGGAACAUAGAGUUUCCUUCAACUUUAAACCUGCUUAACAUUUCAUUCAAUCCCAUAGAUAAUCUUAAAGGAUGUAAAUUUCCUGAUAACUUACACCAUCUUGACAUUUCCUUCAUCCCUAAUGAAUCCAUGACAGGUAUCAAAUUCCCUGACUACUUAUAUCUGUUGAAUUUACAACAAUCAAUGACCAAUACCAGAGGUCUUAAAUUACCCAAUUUGGUUAAGAUAUUGAACUUAGGUGGUAAUGGAGUCAAUAGUAUCAAUCCUUUGAAGUUACCCAAUUCAAUCGAAUACCUUAAUCUUAAUAACAACAAUAUCAAAACCUUGAACAAAGUGAUAUUCCCAAGUAAUUUGAAGAAACUCUUCAUUGGCAAUAACCUCAUCACUACCUUGAAAAAUGUAGUCUUUCCUCAAUCAUUGGAUGAAUUAAAUAUAGAAAUGGAUCCUGAAUUGGUUGAUAAUGAUAAAAGAAUCAGUAAUUUGAAAGAUGUUAUCUUCCCAUCAAACCUUGAGGUUCUUAAUCUCAGUUAUCAAUCUAUAAAGACUAUAGAAAGUUUAGAGUUUCCUCUUGGUUUAAAAUCAUUAGAUUUGAGCUUCAAUGAACUUAAACUUCUAAGAAACGUUGAUUUUGGGAACAUAAGGAGUUUGAAUAUCAGUGGUAAUCAAGAACUUAUAGAAAUUGAUCAAAUCUCCAUACCUCCAACAUUACAAAUGCUUAUGAUACCUUCACAAUUAAUGGGUAAUUUACCUGGCUAUAUAAUAGAGAGGGCUAAUAAUAGAGAAUUGGAGAUAAUGAAAUCCUUACCCUUUGAGAGUUGA